AUGUUCGCCAAAUCAACCGCUAUCGCGGCCUUGCUGGCCGUUGCUCAAGCACGAUUCGGCCAGGAGCAAAUCCCAAUCCCAGCCAUUGCUGCUGUCCAAGGCGGUGCUCCAGGCGCGGCUGCAACCAUUGCCGGGGCAGCUGUGAGUGAUGUACUGGCCGGCAGCAACGCCUGCAACAAGCUAAAGCGCGGUGAUCAAAUCAUUGCUGAACUCGGCACGGGAGCCGAUGCCAUUGCCGCCGCCAUUGGCAUAGUUGCUGCCGAGAAGAACUUCAACCCAUUCGCUCAGUCGAUCCCCACAAUCUGCAGUGACCCUAGCCUGCCGGCCACAGAUAUCCUCAGAGGUAUCACACCUCUGAUCGACCCUGCAGUCGUCGGUUCGGAUAUCGCGAACGCCUUGUCUGCUAGCACCCAAGCAAAUCCCCUCGAUGCCACGGGCAAGAGCGUGGCGGAUUUGUUGGCAGAGAACGGAUUCACCAAUUUCACUGCUCAAGCUGCCGAUGGAACAACAAGUGCUGUUGAUGCCGGGGGAGCAGCGGGUGGAGUGGCCAACGAAGCAGCUGACGGCGGUGCCGUUGCAACAGCCGUCGAAGCAAGCGCCACGGCCGCUGUCACAACAGCCGUUGCUGCUGCUUGUGGAGUGGUGGAAACUACUGCUGCGGCUGCAGUUGCUGAUACUGCCAGCAGCGCAGCUCCCGCCGCCUCCACUGCAACUGCCGUUGCAGCUGCUGAGAACCCAGCAGCUGCAGCUGGCGGUGCCGCCGAGACUUCCGACGUGGCUGGCGCCGACUUCGGACUCUGUGUACCCACGAUGAAGUUUGAGGGAGGCCUGGGUGGACGUCCUGCCACAGAAUUCACCUUCCUGCCAAUUGACCCUCUGGUUGCCCAGGGCCAACAAGAGGCCUUGAAUCCAAAUAUCAUCACCAACAGAAUCUGCGACCAAUUGACCAACGUCUGCGAAGCCAACGAUGCCGCGAAGACUUUGUGCAAGUCUGUGCAGGCUCAGAUCCUGGCCUUGGGAACUCGAGACAAGACCACUGCUGAUACCUGGAACACGGCCCUUGGCUUUCCUGGCACGGUCACCAACCCAGAUGGCGGCCCAGCGGAGCCACCCGCGAAGAUGAGAAUGGUUCGAUCCUACAAGCCAUCCUAG
Molecule: messenger RNA, 1152 nt
Organism: Cladophialophora carrionii CBS 160.54
Lineage: Eukaryota; Fungi; Ascomycota; Eurotiomycetes; Chaetothyriales; Herpotrichiellaceae
Exons: 3
Coding region: 1-1152 (383 amino acids)
Source: RefSeq, a predicted model, not a curated record